AGGGGUUCUGUGAGAAUAUGUGAGAAAAAUGGGGUUACUCGCACUAGUGAUAUUUGCAGGGGUCGUCCUGCCCUCGCUCAGUGAAGAGAUCCAGUCAUCCCCUGAGGUCCUCAUACCUCAGGUGAGCCCCAACCACCCUAAAGGUCGUCCAUGUGAGAAACACUCCCUCUACUAUGUCUACACGGCCCUGUCAAAGCCCAUUGAGGUUCCUGGCAUCUUUGAGUUCACUGGCAUGGGCAUGCUGGAUGGACGCAAGAUCGACUACUACAACAGCAAAGAGAAGAUUAAGAAGCCUGAACAGCAGUGGAUGAAAGAGAAGCUUCCUGCAGACUACUGGGAGAAGGGCACCCAAUCACGCAAGAGCAAGGAGCAGUGGUUCAAAGUCAAUGUCAACAUUCUGAUGGAACGCAAGAGGCAGAAUGAGUCUGAUGUGCAUAUACUGAACUGGAGACAUGGCUGUGAGGUGGAGAGGAAAGAGGAUGGAACUUUAGAGUUUAUCAAAGGUGUUGACGAGUACAGCUAUGACGGUGUUGACUUCCUGUCCUUCGAUGACUCCACCAUGCAGUGGGUGGCACCGGUGCCUGAGGCCGAACAGACGAAAAGAAAGUGGGAUGGGGUGCCCAUCCUCAACCAGUACACCAAGGGCUACCUGGAGAAGGAGUGCGUGGAGUGGCUGGACAAAUUCAUGACAUAUGGUGACAAAGAACUGCAAGAAUAGCCACCAGAUGUUUAUCUGUUUGCUCAGGCAAGUAAGGAAGACACAAAUGACCUCAGUAUGACCUGCUUUGCAACGGGGUUCCUUCCAAGAGACAUUGAGAUGUACAUCAUGAGAGGUUCAAUCAUUGUGGCUGAAUCUACACCGGCCAUCGUUUUCCCAAAUGGUGAUGGAACACACCAGGCAAGGCUGAAUGUGAAAGUCCCAAGAUCAGAAAGAAAGGACUACAACUGUUAUGUGCGUCACAGAACCCUAAAGAAUCCAGUUGUGUUGUACUGGAAUGGUAGGUACCUCAUCUGCUUGCAAGGUUGA
Engraulis encrasicolus (European anchovy) is the source of this 1027-nucleotide messenger RNA. RefSeq names its product class I histocompatibility antigen, F10 alpha chain-like. The record is from RefSeq and is a predicted model, not a curated record. The transcript has 4 exons. Gene Ontology annotation, cellular component: external side of plasma membrane. Gene Ontology annotation, biological process: immune response. Lineage: Eukaryota; Metazoa; Chordata; Actinopteri; Clupeiformes; Engraulidae.